This is a messenger RNA of Saccostrea cuccullata (small rock oyster), 4363 nucleotides long. Its product is annotated as biorientation of chromosomes in cell division protein 1-like 1. The record is from RefSeq and is a predicted model, not a curated record. The coding region runs from base 1 to 4284 and encodes 1427 amino acids. The transcript has 5 exons. Lineage: Eukaryota; Metazoa; Mollusca; Bivalvia; Ostreida; Ostreidae.
AUGAUAAAUACCACUGUUUGCCUUUGGGUAAUUUUGCCUUUGUUUUAUUUACAGGUAGCUAAUACUGUGGGACAGAGAACAGGAAAGGAGAGAAACAGACUUGGGCCGACUCACAGAAGAAAACAGAAAGACAACUUCAGGGAAAAGAGAUAUGAUGCAAAGAAGCUGCCAAACACUUCAGUAAAAAGACAAAACUAUUCUAGAAGAAAAAAACAAGAGAUCUUCAAACCACCUUCAACAGAACAAAGAAACAAUAUGAAUGAAUAUAACAAGAGAGAUUUUCCUAAAGAGGGCCUACAAAUUACAAACGCUGGUCUAACAGAAAAGCAGUCUCCCACUGAAAGGAUAAAGAUAGCAGAGCUGAGAAAAGCAGAUAAACAAGUAAUCUCAUCAGAAAAGAAGUCAGCCCAGCUUAUCGUAGAGGAAAAGGCAGCCCAGCUUAUCACAGAUGAAAAGUCAGCCCAACUUAUCACAGAUGAUAAGAAGGCAGCCAAGGUUAUCACAGAGGAAAAGAAGGCAGCUGAGCUUAUCACAGAGGAAAAGUCAGCCAAGCUUAUCACAGAGGAAAAGUCAGCCCAGCUUAUCACAGAGGAAAAAUCAGCCCAGGUUAUCACAGAGGAGAAGUCAGCCAAGCUUAUCACAGAGAAGUCGGCCCAGCUUAUCACAGAGGAAAAGUCAGCUGAGCUUAUCACAGAGGAAAGGUCAGCUGAGCUUAUCACAGAAGAAAAGAAGGCCAAACUUAUCACUGAGGAAAAGUCAGCCGAGCUUAUCACAGAAGAAAAGUCAGCCAAGUUUAUCACAGAGGAAAAGUCAGCCAAGAUUAUCACAGAGGAAAAAACAGCCGAGCUUAUCACAGAGGAAAAGUCAGCCAAGCUUAUCACAAAGGAAAAGUCAGCCGAGCUUAUCACUGAGGAAAAGUCAGCCCAGCUUAUCCCAGAGGAAAGGUUCGCCAAGCUUAUCACUGAGGAAAAGUCAGCCACGGUUAACAAAGAGGAAAAAUCAGCCAAGCUUAUCACAGAGGAAAAGUCAGCUCAGGUUAACAUGGAGGAAAAGUCAGCACAGCUUAUCACAGAGGAAAAGUCAGUUGAGCUUAUCACAGAGAAAAAGUCAGCCAAGCUUAUUCCAGAGGAAAAGUCAGCCAAUCUUAUAACUGAGGAAAAAUCAGCCCAGGUUAACAGAGAAGAAAAGUCAGCCGAGCUUAUAACAGAGGAAAAGUCAGCCAAUCUUAUCACAGAGGAAAAGUCAGCUCAAUUUAUCCCAGAGGAAAAGUCAGCCCAGGUAUUCAAAGAGAAAAAGCCAGCACAGCUUAUCACAGAGGAAAAGUCAGCUGAGCUUAUCACAGAGAAAAAGUCAGCCAAGCUUAUCACAGAUGAAAAGUCAGCUGUGCUUAUCACAGAUGAAAAUUCAGCCCAGCUUAUCACAGAGGAAAAAUCAGCCCAGCUUAUCACAGAGGAAAAAUCAGCCCCGCUUUUCCCAGAAGAAAAGUCAGCCAAGCUUAUCAAAGAGGAAAAGUCAGCCAAGCUUAUUAAAGAGGAAAAAUCAGCCGAGCUUAUCACAGAGGAAAAGUCAGCCAAGCUUAUCACUGAGGGGAAGUCAGCCAAGUUUAUCAUAGAGGAAAAGUCAGCCAAGCUUAUCACAAAGGAAAAGUCAGCCGAGCUUAUCACAAAGGAAAAGUCAUCCGAGCUUAUCACAGAGGAAAAGUCAGCUGAGCUUAUCACAGAGGAAAAAACAGCUGAGCUUAUCACAGAGGAAAAGUCAGCAGAGCUUAUCACUGAGGAAAAGUCAGUCCAGCUUAUCACUGAGGAAAAAUCAGCCCAGGUAAUCACAGAGGAAAAGUCAGCCGGGCUUAUAACAGAGGAAAAGUCAGCCAAGCUUCUAACAGAGGAAAAGUCAGCCGAGCUUAUCUCAGAGAAAGAGUCAGCCCAGCUUAUCAAAGGGGAAAAGUCAGCUGAGCUUAUCACAGAGAAAAAGUCAGCCAAGCUUAUCACAGAGGAAAAGUCAGCUGGGCUUAUCACAGAGGAAAAGUCAGCCCAGCUUAUCACAGAGGAAAAAUCAGCCCAGCUUAUCACAGAGGAAAAAUCAGCCCCACUUAUCCCAGAGGAAAAGUCAGCCAAGCUUAUCAAAGAGGAAAAGUCAGCCAAGCUUAUCAAAGAGGAAAAAUCAGCCAAGCUUAUCACAGAGGAAAAGUCAGCUGAGCUUAUCACAGAGAAAAAGUCAGCCAAGCUUAUCACUGAGGAAAAGUCAGCUCAGGUUAACAUAGAGGAAAAGUCAGCUGAGCUUCUAACAGAGGAAAAGUCGGCCCAGCUUAUCAAAGAGGAAAAGUCAGCCCAGCUUAUCCCAGAGGAAAAGCCAGCCAAGCUUAUCCCAGAGGAAAAGUCAACCAAGCUUAUCAAAGAGGAAAAGUCAGCCAAGCUUAUCAAAGAGGAAAAAUCUGCCAAGCUUAUCACAGAGGAAAAGUCAGCUGAGCUUAUCACAGAGAAAAAGUCAGCCAAGCUUAUCACUGAGGAAAAGUCAGCUCAGGUUAACAUAGAGGAAAAGUCAGCUGAGCUUCUAACAGAGGAAAAGUCGGCCCAGCUUAUCAAAGAGGAAAAGUCAGCCCAGCUUAUCCCAGAGGAAAAGCCAGUCAAGCUUAUCACGAAGGAAAAAUCAGCUGAGCUUAUCAAAGAGGAAAAGUCAGCCAAGCUUAUCACAGAGGAAAAGUCGGCCGAGCUUAUCACAGAGGAAAAGUCAGCCCAGGUUAUCACAGAGGUAAAGUCAGCCAAGCUUAUCACAAAGGAAAAGUCAGCCGAGCUUAUCACAAAGGAAAAGUCACCCGAGCUUAUCACAGAGGAAAAGUCAGCUGAGCUUAUCACAGAGGAAAAAACAGCUGAGCUUAUCACAGAGGAAAAGUCAGCCCAGCUUAUCACUGAGGAAAAGUCAGCCCAGCUUAUCCCAGAGGAAAGGUCCACCAAGCUUAUCACAGAGGAAAAGUCAGCCAAGGUUAACAUAGAGGAAAAGUCAGCCAAGCUUCUCACAGAGGAAAAGUCAGCCCAGGUUAACACAGAGGAAAAGUCAGCAAAGCUUAUCACAGAGGAAAAGUCAGCUGAGCUUAUCACUGAGGAAAGGACAGCCCAGCUUAUUCCAGAGGAAAAGUCAGCCAAUCUUAUCACUGAGGAAAAAUCAGCCCAGGUUAUCACAGAGGAAAAGUCAGUCGGGCUUAUAACAGAGGAAAAGUCAGCCAAUCUUAUCACUGAGGAUAAGUCAGCCAAGCUUCUGACAGAGGAAAGGUCAGCCGAGCUUAUCUCAGAGAAAGAGUCAGCCCAGCUUAUCAAAGAGGAAAAGUCAGCUGAGCUUAUCACAGAGAAAAAGUCAGCCAAGCUUAUCACAGAGAAAAAGUCAGCUGGGCUUAUCACUGAGGAAAAGUCAGCCCAGCUUAUCACAGAGGAAAAAUCAGCCCAGCUUAUCACAGAGGAAAAAUCAGCCCCGCUUAUCCCAGAGGAAAAGUCAGCCAAGCUUAUCAAAGAGGAAAAGUCAGCAAAGCUUAUUAAAGAGGAAAAAUCAGCCAAGCUUAUCACAGAGGAAAAGUCAGCUGAGCUUAUCACAGAGAAAAAGUCAGCCAAGCUUAUCACUGAGGAAAAGUCAGCCCAGGUUAACAGAGAGGAAAAGUCAGCUGAGUUUCUCACAGAGGAAAAGUCGGCCCAGCUUAUCAAAGAGGAAAAAUCAGCCCAGCUUAUCCCAGAGGAAAAGCCAGCCAAGCUUAUCAUGAAGGAAAAAUCAGCUGAGCUUAUCAAAGAGGAAAAGUCAGCCAAGCUUAUCAAAGAGGAAAAGUCGGCCGAGCUUAUCACAGAGGAAAAGUCAGCCCAGGUUAUCACAGAGGUAAAGUCAGCCAAGCUUAUCACAGAGGAAAAGUCAGCUGAGCUUAUCACAGAGAAAAAGUCAGCCCAGGUUAUCACAGAGGAAAAGUCAGCCCAGCUUAUCACAGAGGAAAAGUCAGCUGAGCGUAUCACAGAGGAAAAGUCAGCCCAGCUUAUCACAGAGAAAAAGAAAUCACCAAACCUUGGAUUAUCAACAGAUCCAGAAUGUCUAGAGGUGUCAAGGAAUCAAGAUACUCCAAUCAUUACAGAGAAAUCAUUAUUGAAUGAGCUUUUGAAGGAGGACAUUGCUGAUGAACACAUUAACAAUGAUAAUGAACAUGAAGAUGAUUACGAUGAUGAUGAUGAUGAUGAUGAUGGCCUGUUUGGUCCUAGAAAGCUAUUCUUCUUUGGUGUUGACUAUUUUAAGGGUGCUAAAAAAUCCAUUUGGUGAAAACAAACAAAAGCUUGAUGGAAGGACAGAGGAAUAGUUUGGAGGAAAACUGAAAAAAUUGUUAUAUAAAUGUAAUAAA